AUGAAGCUCAUCGCUGAGAACUAUCGUCGCAUGGUUAUACCUCAGAUCACAGCACUGGACAUCGACAGCUGGACCCAAAUCGGCCGCGGUGGCGGUAUGUCAAAGUGCUAUCUGACAUGGGACGGCGACUUCAAAUGGGGAGGCACCGACGACAUGUACAUGGGGAUGCUUUCCGGAGGUUUAGCGGGCAUGUCCCGGCAAUGGUGGGAUGAAAGUGGAGGAUACGACGACAAGAUGCUGGGUUGGGGAGGAGAGAACAUCGACCAAGGUGUGCGCAUGUGGGUCUGUGGAGGCGAGAUCGUCGCGGCUCCGAAUUCCCAAGUGGCACACAUGUGGAGAACAGGCUCCGCGAAGACCAGCGCCCGAUACAAGCAUGUUGGUGACACGAUCUACAAUCGUGCCAGGGCGAUAAAUGCGUGGCUGGAAGAGUUCAGUGCGAAACUGGAUGACUAUCCCAACUUCGCACAUCGCAAAAGCUCUGGUGGAGCCAAUUGGUUCGGAGAGCGGGUCUCAGUUUCUGUGUUUUCACGAACAGGGUCACAGACCACGAAGCGUGUUCUGCACGAGGACAUGAGCACCUUCAACAACGUCAAGAAACGCCUGAACGGCUGCAGACCCUUCGCGUGGUACCUGAAGCGCUUCAAGGUAGUCUACGAAGACGCGGGUCUGAUUCCUCCGGAAAUCUUCAUGAUUCGAGAGGACGCCUUUCCUUGUGGCCGACGGUGUUUGAAGACGCAGAGUCGGGGGGUUCUGCCAAACGACGUCCUUCCUGGCGUGCAAGCACUGACCUGUGUGCAGGAGCAAAGCGGGCUCUGCCUGCGGUACAUGGGCGGGGCAGGAACGAGUGGCUCCGGAUCCGAGGGCGUGAGGCUUGAAAACUGCGAUCAGAACAACCACCGCUUCUUCUGGCACCUGGGGAAAACAAAGCCAGCUGCCCAGCUUUUCAAGAAAUGCUGCAGCGGCUUGAGGGCCUGGAAUACUGACCAGUGCCUUCAGGGCGGGCAAUCAGGUGGACGUGGGAUCACCGGCAUUUGUGAGCUCUCUGGAACGAAUCCUUCUCAAGCUUGGUCGUUGACGAGCGACGGUCUUCUCAAAAAGGGUUCCAGUUGUCUGGGACCAGCCAACUCUCAGACACCCGGCCUGAAAGAGGCACCCUGCGUAUCCUUCCGGAACAAGGGCGGCUCGAGGUUCUCCAAGAUGAGCUCCCAGAUUCCGCUUGAGACAAAGCUUUAUCGAAAAGCACAGCAGGAACAUCCGGAGGUUUUCGCCCGCCUCAACGCGGAGCUCAAUGUGGAUGCACCUUCGGACAUGCCCAAGCGGUGCUUGGAACCAGGCAGAAGUUGCAUCAAGCUGUACUGGAAGGGCAGCACUCAAUGUCUCGAUGCUGAAGCACAAUGGGUGGAGUCGCAGGAAGACUGUGGCUACUACAUCUAUGAGAACCAAGGCCUAAAGCAGGCCGAGACAAUGGCUUGCUUGGACACGUGGUCUGACGAAGACGUCAACACCUGGGGUCUCUACGAAUGUCACGGUGGCAACAAUCAGAAGUUCGUGCAGUCUGACGGACAAGUCUUCUGCGCAUAUGUUGACAUUGGGAGUGAGCAAUGCUUCGAGGGCCGUGCCAAGUGA
Messenger RNA from Symbiodinium sp. CCMP2592, 1626 nucleotides. The record is from the annotation of a GenBank genome assembly. NCBI's taxonomy places the organism in Eukaryota, Dinophyceae, Suessiales, Symbiodiniaceae.